Messenger RNA from Kazachstania africana CBS 2517, 1107 nucleotides. RefSeq lists its product as uncharacterized. The record is from RefSeq and is a predicted model, not a curated record. The transcript has a single exon. The coding region runs from base 1 to 1107 and encodes 368 amino acids. NCBI's taxonomy places the organism in Eukaryota, Fungi, Ascomycota, Saccharomycetes, Saccharomycetales, Saccharomycetaceae.
AUGUCUCUUUCUGGUUACGCAUAUAACUAUGGAAAUAUAUGGUAUCAAGCAGGGAAGGCUGUGCUAACCUCAGCAUCUUUUUCCAUGACUGGUAAGAAAAUCUACAAUUCUGGUCUUAUAUAUGUAAAUCAGGUAUUGGGAGGAGGAGGUUCCUUUACAAUGGGUAAAUCAUCUUCAGACCUUACAAACGAUGGUACUAUUUGUGCGCAAUCAGUUACUCUUUCCCCAGGUACCACUAUUUCUGGCUCUGGCUGUAUAACGCUACUAUCUCAUGGUAAAUUAGAAAUAGAUAACAUCAAAUCAUAUCCAUUGAGCGGCCAAACUAUUUAUAUGAAUGAUACAUCUGCUGUCAUUUACAUCACACAUAAAUCAACCACUGCCAGCUUAACCAUAGCAGGGUUUGGCAAAAAAAAUAAAAUACAGCUUAGCCAAAGCAUCAAUUCUUAUUCUUAUGAUUCAACAACUGGUAUAUUAACCGUGGUUUCAAAAACGUUGCUUCUUGGGACCCUGACGUUGAAUCUCAACAUUGGGGAAGGCUAUACAACCUCCGAAUUCACGACCUCAAAAAGUGGGUUGCUUACUGGUACAGAUAUAAUAACUUAUGCGGCAGCAGCACCGGCUGUUUCGCUACCGGAUCAGUGCAGCUCAUGUUUAGCCUUCCCUUCGAAAGAUGACUAUUGUUCUGGCACUUCGGUUGAAUCCCUAUCCAAUACUUUCUCUGACGAUUCAUAUGAAACUAGCACAUCUGAAAUGUCUUAUAGCAGUUCUGACGCAAUGUCGUACACAGAUAGCGCCCCAUCCACAGUAGAAUCAUACUCUCAUUCUAGUUCUCUAGAUGCCUCUGCUACUAGUCCAGUCUCUAGCUCUAAUUCUAUAGUUUCCUCAACUACUGGGUCAUUGUCUAGAACGACGACACUAUCGCCAAGUUCAGCUGGCUCAGUCUCUGGUACUACCUCUUCAGAUACCACCGCUACUGUUUCUGGUUACACCACUACCGAACCUUCUGGCGCUAUUUACACCUGUCAUCUACUAUCACCACAGGUGAUGAAAACUAAAUAUUUUCAUGUCAAAUAUGUUUUACGUACUAUUCUUCGUAAAAUGAUGUAG